ACAAAACGUUUCGAAUAAACAAAUUAUCUUGUCAUUAUUAUACUCAUUUCGUUAAUUCUUUUAGUUCUAUCUAUCUCAAACAUGAAUCGAUGAUCAUUUUAAAAAAAUCUUACAUUUGUGACAACACAAACAAAAUCAUUGAUUUCUUUCAAAAAUCGUAAUCACUUUUUUCUCGCACAUUUGUCGCAUAUCCAAGUGACGGCAUUGAAAAUGAACUUCAAGCUUCGCAAAUAGCAAACCGAUUUUCUGAGUGAAAAGCCAUAUACAUAACAAAUAAAUUUUCCCACCACUUGUGAAACAAAAUCUAUUGGAAAUCAUACAGUAAAAGGAAUUGCAAUGUAAACAAGAUGCUUUGCAUCGCUUGUCAAAUGCGCGUCAAUGAAAUAUAUAUUUUUCAAUAAAUUUCCGUCCGCCGUCCGACGAAAGCUAACGAAAAAAUAAAUAAAUAAAACAGUUUAGACGAAAAAGUCAUAAAAAUGCACUAAUAAUCGUUUAAAUGCCAUGUGCCACACAUAGGUAAUCAUAAAUUUAAUGCGAUUUUAUUCCUCUGUCGUUUGCUCUUUGGUGCUGUGAUAUCUUCAAGAAAGAAAAAAAAACGUUUUCGUUCAUGUGAAAUAUGAACCAUUUUUAAAACGAUCAAAAUAAAGAAGCUUAGAAAAAGCGUUUCGCUUCUUAUUUCUCAGAAAAUAUGUAACGAUUUUGGUGCAGUGUGCGUUGUGAACAUUUUGUUUGAAGAAGAACACAAAUUGAGCAUUGUAAAAAACGAAAGGAGCAAAAAAAAAAAUAAGUAGAAAACACAUCAAAAUUAAAUCACAAGCGACAUGAAGUUUUGUGUGACAAAAAGUUUCAUGCUGCAGUUAAAAUGUUUGACCAAAUGGUCAUAAUCAUGACUAGCUGGUUUGCUUACAGCAUGCCUUUGUUAUUUGUUCCAUGAAGAAAUGCGACCACAUUUGGGAGAAAUAAAAACAACCAUUCCAAUUUUACAAGUUUGGCCAAACAAUCCACCGGGGAGCACUUUGUUUUUAUUCGAUUUUAUCACAUUUUUCACUGUUCAAGUUACACCUUUUUAAUGUGCAGUGCGUUUUACUCUUGCCAAAAAAUUUUUGUCGUAGACAAACAUAACAAAAACUCAACAAAAACAACACACUUGUGGAUAAUUUGUUUUUUUCUUUCAAAAAACCAAAAAGAAACAAUCAAUAAAAAUUCAAAAACCAUUUUUGUGAAGUGUUUGGUGUGAAAACCAUCGUAUCCAUGUCAUGAAAUGUUGAAUGUCAAACAGUGUUGAUGACGCAUAAAAUAAAUUGAACACAAACAGCAUUUUGGAAAAAAGAUGGCAAACAUGUUAAACCAUAACGAUCCAUCACUAUUUACAAAAUCGCCGAAAAUUCAUCGGCGUAAAAUCGAUUUUACUGACAAAGAGUAUCAGCCAAGUGUGAUAGAUAGAGCUCGACUGACAUUGUUUAAUUUAACUGACAUAUGGAAAUCGAAAAUUGAUUCAAACAAAGUGAAUAAAUCGUAUGACCCACCAAACGCAGCAAAUCGUAAAGCGCUCGAUGUGCUAACGGUUUGGACGCGACAUCGUCGAUCGCCAUCUGCCGAACCGACCUAUUCCACAAAAUCUCAUAAACGAAGUUUAUUCAUUGAAAAUGACAAUGAUGAAUGCUAUUGGCACAUCGAUAACAAAUCGUAUGCGGCCAAAAUUCCAAAUGGAAAAAAUAAAUCAAAGUGUCAUGAUACAGCCGAUAAAGUGAAAUCAAAGCAAAAAUUAAACAAAGAAUCAAAAUUGCAUGGUCACCGACGAUCUUAUGAUGGUGACUUGAAUCAACUGGUAUAUGAUGUAAAAAAUGAUGUGCAAUUACCGAAACUACGGCAUCGACGCGGAUCGUGGGGAAAUUUAGCGUUCGAGUAUCAAUGUUAUGCCAACAAAAUGCAUACAAAUGAUCGGAAACGGGAAAAAUUAAUUGAAAAUGAUCAAAAUCAUGGAAAGAGACGAUUGAAGUUUAAAAAAAAUAAGACAUGCGACGAUCUUUAUGCCAAUGAAAUUAAUAAAGAGAAACCAAUUAAAGUUUUAAAACGGCAAACAUCUGUUUUGCCAAUUAUCACAAUAAACGAUUGUGGUGACGGUGAUACGAACAAAUUGAAGGGCGACGAAAAACAAAGUGAUGCAUCAAAGGAUGUAACGAUAAAACCAAAGAAAAAACUUUCAUUCCGCGAACCAGUCAUUUUUAAUGAAAAACUUAAAGAAUUACGCUCAAGACAUGCGCCGAAAAAUAAAAGCAGCUCAGAAGAUGAUGAGAAUGUUAACGUCUCAAAUGAAAUAAUGGAUGACAGUCAAGUACCGUUUGAGUCACAGGCCAUGCGCAUCGUUCGAACCAUUGGACAGGCGUUUGAAGUGUGUCACAAAUUUAGUCUUCAGAAAAAUUCCAUGGUAAAUGCAGACGAUCAGUCGGAAUCUCAAUUGUCGGAUCGAUACUCGGCUGAACACAUCAGUGACGAGGAUGAACCCAAGAAAGAUCCAAUUCCGGUCACACCUGAACCAACACUGAAGCGGCCAACACAUUUGGAUUUGAUGCCAGUUUCGAAUUUCACUCCGAAAAAAUCACCGAACGAGACUAAUGACGAUAAAUCACCGAGUGUACCAUUAUCAACGACAUCGGAAAUUCAACACUUACGCGAUCAAUUAGAACAACAGGCAUUACAAACACGUGAGGCUCUAUUCCAACUGAUGCAAGUUCGUGAGCAAUUGAUCAGCGAAACGAAUGCACGUAUCGAAGCACAGGCAAGAACGCAACAGCUAUUGCAACAAAAUCGCGAAUUGGUGGAACAUUUGGCUUCACUGGGUGGAUACACAUACACGGAAAAUGAACGAGCUGGACUAACAUCGGCAAACAUUAGUUUGGCACCACAGUUAUCUUCGACUGCAAAGGUAGCACGUUGGUUUCAGCAAUUGAAUUCAAACCCAACAACCUCAUUAUCGCGUCCAGAAAGUGGCUUUGUUUCAGGUGAUUCACGCUCCGAACGUAAUCCGGACGAUCAACAGCAACUACGUGAAACAGACGAAAUAUGCGAUGAGUAUCUAUUAGUUGAAGGCACAAGCAAUCUUUGGAGUAAAUUAAGUGCAAAGAAGCGUCGAAAACUAUUGGGACUACGUUUGGGAAAAGUGACUACAUUUUAGUUAAAUGAAGCGAGAUUAAAAAAAAUACAUUGAAUAUUAUUUAAAUGAGAACCACUGAACAUUUUCCAAUUGAAGCAACAUGAACAUGAACUAUGGUAGGAGGAAAUUUAGAAGCAAAUGUCAUGGAUGAACGUUAUUGCAAAAUUGUUUCAUUUCUUGUUAUUCACAAUAUAACAAGACUGCAAAACAAUUGUAUCGGGAUAAAUAUGGCGAAAUUUGAACGUAUUCAUUUCAUUUUAAUACGUUUUUAAUUCACAUCGAUAUGAGAAUUGAGCGCAUUGUAACAGUUGGAAUAAUGGUGUUUACAUUUUGUAUUAGUACAUUUGAUAAGUUUUUCAUUUUGUUUUUAGUUUCUCUCUAAAUGCUCGGAUGCAACACAACGACAUUUCUUUAGCGCGCGUAUUUUUUUAUUAUUUUCAAAAAUUUGAUUCAUUUCAUGUAAAGAUAAUUUGAAUUUUACAGUCAAACGUUUUGUUUUUUUUUUAUUACUAUUUUCGACCGCAACGAACAGUAAUUAGGCUAGAUUAAUUUCGAGAUUAAAGGAUUUGUAUUUUUAUACAUUGUACUAGGUAGAAUUAUUAGUAUUAAUUUAAAUAAUACAAUUGCAUUUGCGAAUUGCAUAUUCACAAAUAUAUUUUUACUGUUGGCCAACAUUUUUCGAACAAACGCCAUCGCAAAUCUAUGGUUUUUUUUAAGAGUCUACCAGUUUAUUUUUUAUACAUUAUGUAUGACGCAUACAGUAGACAGCAGUGUUUUGCAAGAUAUUUACGUUUAUUACGUAAAUCUGAAAUCAUUUUUUUUUUUUGAAAACGUUUAAUAUUUUUCAAUUUUUCGGCAGAAUAUUUUCGAAAUCGUAUAAAGGACUUCGAUUGCUUUUGAGAUUUUACAUGAAAAUGGACAGCGGCGAUAUUUGUGAUCGAUACUUUAUCGACUUCGAUUUUCGUUUCAUUUGGAAUUUUUCAGUAUAUUUUUUUAUAUGGUCCGGUCCAAACACUUUGUUUUGAAUGUUUUUGAUGCUUUUGUGCAAAAUCGAAUGACUUUUUUUUUUUAAUUUUAGUUUUAAUUUAUGGUUUCCUUUGUAGUAAUUUAAUCGUGUUUAUUUAGUUAUCAUAAUUAAUGAAUUGUAUUCAGGUUACGACGCAUAGCCGUAUCGCAAAUCAAUAUUUUUUUUUUGGUAAAAAUAAUCAUCGACAUUUUCUUGUCGUGAAGCGAAGAUUUAUUUACUGUCGGUUAAGUUAAAAAAAAGUGGAAAAAUGAAUAAAAAAAGAGUUGGAAACCGAAUAUAUGCCAUAGAAAUUCCCAAUUUGUAUGCGAUCACCCCUAUUUAUCAAUUUCUUAGUUUAAUUAAGUGAUCACUUUGAGAUUUAAAUCGUUUAUAUAUUUAUCGAACACAUUUGAUUCAAUUGCUUGCAUAUUUUUGCAGUUUAGAUAAUAACGUAUUCAGAGCAAAAAUGAUAUACUCCGAAUUGAAAUGCUCAAAUAAACCGAUUGUAACCGCAAAAAUAUGCAAAGGCCGUAAUUAUAUGUGCUCAAUAUGGAAAGUGUUAAUUUAAGUUGAAACCACUUACUUUUAUUCAGUUUGCAGUUUCAUACCAGUGCUACUCUUCCAAAAACUACACUAACGUAAUAGAUUUUGAACGAAACUAAAUGUUAGAAUUGAAUAUCAACAUUCCACACAAAAUUCACAAUUUUUUUUUUUUCAAUUUUGUUUUUCUUCACAAUCGAAUAUCGAAUGCGUAAUUUUCAAUGUUGCUCCAAGUGUUUGACGAAAAUAGUUCAAAACAUUUAAGAUUUAGCAUAGUAUUUUUGUAUUAGCUCAACAAAGCCAUUUUUUUCAUUGUGCUGCCGUUUUUUGGAAAUUAGAAU
Messenger RNA from Contarinia nasturtii (swede midge), 5041 nucleotides. Its product is annotated as capon-like protein. Bases 1331 to 3175 code for a protein of 614 amino acids. NCBI's taxonomy places the organism in Eukaryota, Metazoa, Arthropoda, Insecta, Diptera, Cecidomyiidae. The transcript is spliced from 6 exons. Gene Ontology annotation, molecular function: nitric-oxide synthase binding. The record is from RefSeq and is a predicted model, not a curated record.